GUACUGCCCCUAUUCCCAGAUGAUUUUUAGAACUGUCAGAGGUGCUGGCAACAACUUGGAAAUCAGAGCCUUGACUCUCCCCUUCUGAACCAUGAACCUGACUACGAAUGAUCACCGAAUACCUUUGAAUGAUGGAAAUAGCAUUCCUAUCAUUGGGCUUGGUACCUAUUCAGAGAAAGACACUAGAGACCUAUGCGGACAAUCUGUGAAGAUUGCCAUUGAUGUUGGGUACCGCCAUUUUGAUUGUGCCCUCAUUUACCAUAAUGAACAUGAAGUGGGAAAUGCAAUCAAAGAGAAAAUUGCUGAAGGAAAAGUGAAACGAGAAGACAUCUUCUACUGUAGCAAAUUGUGGGGUACUUUCUUUAGCCCAGAGAUGGUACGACCAGCUCUGGAGAAGACACUCAAGGGUCUUCAGCUAGAUUACAUUGAUCUUUACAUCAUCGAGACACCAAUGGCUUUCAAGCCUGGAAAUGUCAUCUUUCCUGUGGAUGAAAAUGGUAAAUGGUUGUUCCAUGAAACAAACUUAUGUGAUACCUGGGAGGCUCUGGAAGCAUGCAAAGAUGCUGGCUUGGUGAAGUCCCUUGGAGUGUCUAAUUUCAAUCGCAGACAGCUGGAGCUCAUCCUGAAUAAACCAGGACUCAAAUAUAAACCAGUCUGCAACCAGGUUGAGUGUCAUCCAUAUUUCACCCAGACAAAGCUCUUGAAAUUUUGUCAAAGCCAUGACAUUGUCAUUGUGGCGUAUAGCCCUUUAGGGACCAAUAGAGACCCAACAUGGGUGAACUUAGAGUGUCCUCCCUUGCUAGAAGACCCUUUGCUGGUCUCCUUAGGUCAAAAAUACCAUAAGUCACCAGCACAAAUCUGUCUACGUUUCAAUGCCCAACGAGGCGUGGUUGUCAUUCCCAGAAGUUUUAAUGCGGAAAGGAUAAAAGAAAACUUCCAGAUCUUUGACUUCUCACUCACUGAUGAAGAAAUGAAGAACAUUGAAGACUUGGAUAAAAAUGUUCGCUUUGUGAAAUUGCUCAUGUGGAGUGAUCAUCCUGAAUAUCCUUUUCACGAGGAAUACUGACAUCUGAAAACAGCCACACUGAUUUUUACUUCCAUAUGUGCCAAAAACACAAACCAGAGGAUUCCAUCCAGUCUGAAUGGAAAAGGAAAAUAGAGCUAUACUUCUCUUUCACAUAUUCUAACUAAUUAUUUACUGUUCAUUCAGGACUGUUUUUGAAUCUGUCAGAAUCAUAAGGCAAAGUGAUUAAUACACUAAUAGAACCAUGCCUCUUGGUGGGUUUGACUGUCCCCUGAAGGACACCUCUGGGAUGCUAUGUACAGGUUGGGAGUCAUGACUCCUGAUUGGAGAGAGACAGAGACAGAGAGAUGAGGUGGAGAGGGAGACAGAGAGAAGGGAGAAUAAGAGAAAGCAAGGCGCAGACUUUGAAUGGAGAAUGGGAGAGCUCCUAAAGUGGGUAGAAAAGCCAGCACCUCCACAUGUGUCUUAGGAUUCUCUGCUCUCAUAUCCCCAAAGAGUAGAGAAGACUCAUUGGAUAAGAUCGUUUUUCUCCCCAGUUGAGAUGAAAAAUCACCUUACCUCCAGAUCUCCCUAACUCUUGAGUAUUCUAUCAACUCAACAAAUCCGUAUGGCUUCCCUGAUUACUGUCUUACUAGCUUACUUUGAUAAAUAUGUUUGCUUAGUAUCCAUGAUUAUCUUUUCUGUAAUAAGUAUAUGCUGGAGAGAGAAAGCUAAAUCAGCCAAGCUUAAGCUGUUACCCUCCAGUUAGGGUAACUUCCCAGGUAGGGCAGAGCUACUCCCUCUUUAGAAUAGCUAGGGAAAGUAAUUUCAUCCAGAACUCCCUAUUCCCCCUUCCAAAAAAAAGUCACAACCUUAGGUUUCAAAUAUCUGAUGUGUAAAAGAGAGAUAUAAUUCUAAGCCCCAAACCCCUGUUGAAGAUAGGUGAGCCAAGGGAUAAUUGCCCAGCAAUAGCUGUCCUACCCAUAACAAAGAUGGAAAUCCAGCCUUCCUGGGAAGUGUCAUUCCCAUCUCAUUAGAAUUUAGGUACUGACAGAACUGACCUAAGGAUCGACCUUCAAAAGAGGAUAGCUACUAACAAAAGGCACUCUCAGCAAGAUACUACCAUAACAGAGAUAUGUGAGGCCCUUCCCCUCCCCCAUUAUUAUGAAAUUGCUAAUAUCCAAAACAAAUAUGUAGAUCUUCAGCACAAUUACAUAAUUAAGGGCAGGUUUUAUAUUGAAGAGGGAAGUAAGAAAAUUAGAAAAGGAAUUUUGGGUUCAUAUUGAAAGGCAAAGAUAGAUUCAAAGCAUUGUAUAUAGUGUAUUCACAGAAAAAGAGUAUGCAGAAGAGGGAUGGGCUAUAAUACUGUGUAAUGUGAAAUCUCUCCAAGAAGGAAAAAAUGAAUCCAAAACUAUGAAAAUCUAAUGAAAUAAAACUGUAGCUGCACCUAGCCUGGA
Molecule: messenger RNA, 2460 nt
Organism: Trichosurus vulpecula (common brushtail)
Lineage: Eukaryota; Metazoa; Chordata; Mammalia; Diprotodontia; Phalangeridae
Gene: AKR1D1
Product: aldo-keto reductase family 1 member D1
Exons: 9
Coding region: 92-1066 (324 amino acids)
Biological process (GO): bile acid biosynthetic process
Cellular component (GO): cytosol
Molecular function (GO): steroid dehydrogenase activity; aldose reductase (NADPH) activity; ketosteroid monooxygenase activity
Source: RefSeq, a predicted model, not a curated record